AAUGAAGUUAAGCCUGAGAGGACACCUCCAGUUUGAUAAUUAACCUGUAGGAGAUACAGCAACAUAUGACGUUCUUUGGGGGAAAUACCUGUGUAGCUGUUUCACUUUGCUCUGGCUGGAGUGUAUAAAGACAGUGAAUUGCCAAAAUGCUUUGGAAUUCUUAAACAAUUCAAAACCUGAAGUCUCUGAGGAUACAAAACCGUAAGAACAGAAGAAGCAGCAAGGAGGAUUCAGUGCCAAUGCAGCAACAAAAAAGACAGCCAGAGUUAGUGGAAGGAAAUCUUCCUGUUUUUGUUUUUCCUACAGAACUUAUAUUUUAUGCAGAUGACCAGUCCACACACAAGCAAGUGUUGACUCUAUAUAACCCCUAUGAGUUUGCCUUAAAAUUCAAAGUUCUUUGUACAACUCCAAAUAAAUAUGUGGUGGUUGAUGCCACAGGUGCAGUGAAGCCUCAGUGCUGUGUUGAUAUUGUGAUUCGUCACAGGGAUGUCCGUGCUGCAUACUAUGGUGUGAUAGAUAAAUUCCGUCUACAGGUGUCUGAGCAGAGCCAAAGGAAAGCACUGGGGAAAAAGGAGAUUAUUGCUACUCUACUUCCAUCUGCAAAGGAGCAACAACAACAAAAGGAAGAGGAGGAAAAACGAAUAAAAGAACACCUGGCUGAAAGUGUCUUUUUCGAUCAGUCUUUGUGUCAACCAGGUAAAAACAGAACUGCCUCGUCGGGACCUAGUUUACUAACAGUCUUCCUAGGAAUAGUGUGUGUUGCAGCACUAAUGCUACCUACAUUGGGGGAAAUGGAAUCCCUGGUGCCUCUCUACCUCCAUUUAAGCGUGAAUCAAAAGUUAGUAGCUGCUUAUGUUUUAGGUCUCAUCACCAUGGUUAUUUUGAGAACAUGAGCAAUGAGUUAAUAGGAUGUCCAACACCUUACUGUAUAUUCACACCAUGAAUGUGGACUGCCUUUUACUCCCAUUCGGCUCACUAAGACGCUAGCAAACCCAUUCAGUGAUUUAAGAUCCCUUCAGAAAUGUAAUAUAUUUUAACUCUGUAUAAUAAAUGAAAGACUCAAAGCACUUUUUGCAGGUGCUUCUGUAACAGACAGCUAUGAAAUGUUCAGUGAUAACCUGUGAAAAUAAUUUGAAAGGAACUUUUAUAUCUACACCUACUGUAAAAUCAACCAACCAAACAAAACGAAGGAAACCAACAACAAAGAAAUCUUUCUUAAAGCAACAUCUCUUGGGUUUAGUUUAUGUUCACAUCAGUGUGUGCUCACUCUAAAAGCAAAACUCCCUUCUGUAAAACGUGUUUGGUUUGUGGGUGGGAAGGCUGAGGGGGGGGGAUGCAGGCCUGAAGAGGAUGAGAGGCUGUUGGCUGAAGGAAAUGAACAAGGCCGGCAGCAUGAUGAGGAAAUCAGCCAUGAAUUUUGGGUGAAGAAGUUGUACUUCCUUCCUUCAUCCUUACCAAUCUGUUGUUGAGUGCUUGGUUUCUUACCUGGGGAAAGAAUAAUUUCUGAGACAGCCCUUUUUGUAUCACUGUUGUGGACAAUAAAACCAAGUUCUGUAGUCAGAUCCUUUUCCUUCCUUAGGGAUACAGGCAGGUUCACAGAUGGUAUCGGGUUGGAAGGGACCCUCAAAGGGCAUCUUCUCCAACACCCCUGCAGAUGGCAGGGAUGCACCCAACUAGAUCAGGCUGCCCAGGGCUGGGGCAAGUCUGACCUUGAAUGUCUCUAGGGUUGGGGCCUCAAAUGCAUCCCUGGGCAACCUGUUUGGUAUUCCCCCCCUAAUUGUGAAGAGCUUCCUCCUGCUGUCCAACCUACAUCUACCCUCCACAUCCAAUCCACACCUACAGUGUGGGAGCUAAGCAGCACUGGCAGGAGAGGUCAUGCUGCACACUAACAAAGAAUUUAGCCUUUACCUUAGAGCCUAAACUAUAGCAACAAAGGAACCCCUUUAUAGCAUCAGUCUGGAGAAGAGGAGGCACUGAGGUGACCUUCUUGUGGCCUUCCAGCAUCUGAAGGGGGCCUACAAAAAAGCUGGGGAGGCACUUUUUAGGCUGUCAGGGAGUCACAGGGCUAGGGGGAAUGGAGCAAAGCUGGAGGUGGGGAGAGUCAGGCUGGAGGUGAGGAGGAAGUUGUUGAGCAGGAGAGUGGUGAGAGGCUGGAAUGGGUUGCCCAGGGAGGUGGUUGAGGCCCCAUGGCUGGAGGUGUUUGAGGCCAGGCUGGCUGAGGCUGUGUGCAGCCUGCUCUAGGGUAGGGUGUCCCUGGGCAUGGCAGGGGGGGUUGGAACUGGCUGCUCCUUGUGGUCCCUUCCAACCCUGACUGAUUCUAUGAUCCCUUCCCUCUCCCCCAGCCCCAGCUAAGAUGGGGGAUUUCUUUUGCAUCGGAAUGUCCUCGAAAUUGCAGUCAUGAAACAUUUCUCCUGGUUCACAGACCCAAGUGUUUCCCUUCAUUUGGCACUUCCUUGCCCAGAAGUUCAGUUCAAAAGCCUUUCUGCUGCAGGGCUGCUCUUGCUGUGCUUGAUCCACAAAACUCUUGGUGUGGCAGAAGUCUAUAUUAAUUGAUAAUGCUCUGUAUAAAAAUCAUGUUGGAAAUUAAAACCUCCUUUCUCUCCCCCCUGCA
This is a messenger RNA of Pogoniulus pusillus (Red-fronted tinkerbird), 2611 nucleotides long. It is a transcript of the gene MOSPD1, whose product is annotated as motile sperm domain containing 1. Bases 240 to 893 code for a protein of 217 amino acids. The transcript is spliced from 6 exons. Lineage: Eukaryota; Metazoa; Chordata; Aves; Piciformes; Lybiidae. The record is from RefSeq and is a predicted model, not a curated record. Gene Ontology annotation, cellular component: cytoplasm.